CAUUAGUAUUUGAGACAGAAUAGAAAUAGUUUAUGCAUCAAUAACACAAAACAUUGUGUAAUCUGAAUGCGGCAUGACGCUUCUGCUUCCUAAACAAAUAACUUUUAAAGACUUGUAAUGAAGAUUUGUUUUGGUUUGCGGAUAUCUUAUGCUUGGUGUAAGGUUGACUCGUCAUUGUUUCGGUGGCUUCAGGGAAGUUUAAAGUGCUCUAUUUCCAUGCCGUAUUUACCGUAAGAAAACGUGUGGCCAGGCGUAGAGGCCCGAUCCUCUUAUGAAUGACAGUCUGAAUAGCCUGUAAAAUGUCUCAAGCCCGCCCAUAUCAGACCGCUUAAACCAAUUAGCUUUAUUCAAGUCACUGACAAACUACAGUGAAAUAUAUUCAAGACUCCUUAUAGAAUAUCGGAAGAUAAACUGUCAGAAACGAAUCCAUAAAAGGCAGCUUUUGAAUUGUAUAAAAUCAUAUGCAUCUUAUUUAAGCCUUACUUUGGAGUGGAUGCUGGGUGAAUGCUAACGUGCAAGCAGCGCUGCCAAAUAAUGGAGAGUGAAAAACAUGGCAAUUUACAGGAUUAGGCUAUAUUUCAACAUUUUAUCGGCAACUAGCCUUCUAUGGUUAUGUUACAUAGGUAAUGUAAAGCCAUGGACUAUAGUAGGCCUAUAGUUGAAGCCAAGGUCUAAAUUGAAAAUUAUUUUCACCCUUAUCGAGUCUGUGAUAAACAACUGACGUGUAUUUCGCGUCAUUGAGGUCGCUUCCGUGCGUUUAGAGCCACACUCCACCAGAAAUAAUUAUGCCGUAUUCGUUCAUAAAUGCUUCGUCAGAGUAUGUGUUUAUGGAACCCACAUAACGUUGAUUCAUGUUAUCCAUGUAUGUUACAUAAGCAACUGGCCUACAUAACUAGCUUAAUCUAAUUUCAGAGACCAUUUGCAUUGCUAUUGUCUCCCAUUGUUGCAAUAUGUGGAAUGUUCGCCUGACCAGAAAACACGUGGGUUGCCAAGUUGUGUGAAGAUAUCCGGCUACUAUUGUUGCAUUUAAAUGGAAUAUGCUCAAAGUCUCUACACAAAGCAGGAGGUGGAUGUGGGCAUGAUGAGCAAGACACCCCCUAACAGAAGAGGGAUAACCUUUGAGGUGGGAGCAACGCUAGAGGCCAGAGACACCCUCAAAAACUGGUAUCCGGCCAACAUAGAGAAGAUCGACUAUAGUGAUGAGAAGAUCCUGAUCCACUACCGUCAGUGGAGCCACCGCUAUGAUGAGUGGUUUGACUGGACCAGCCCCUACCUGAGACCUGUAGAGAGGAUCCAGCUGAGACGACAGGGACUGCUGGACGACGAUCCUAUCCCUGGAUUUCAUGUGAAUGACAAGGUCCUCGCCAGUUGGACCGAUUGCCGCUUCUACCCUGCCAAGGUCUUAGCAGUCAAUAAAGAUGCAUCUUACACCGUGAAGUUUUAUGAUGGAGUCGUCCAGACAGUGAAGGGGAUCCACGUGAAGCCUUUUGUCAGAGAGAGAGGAGGAGGGAAGACUCGGUCUGCUGAGAGGAAUGGAGUCAGGAAGCAUCAGAAUGGCAGAGAACGGAGGCCUCAGGAAAACAGCCCCAAGAAUAAAAGGGCCAGACGCAGUACCUCUGACCUGGAGGGAGACAGUGAGACCGAGGAUAAUAAUGAGGUUGAUGAAUGGGACAAGAGGGAGGGACAGGAGAAGACCAAGAGGAAGGACGGUGAGGUGGACGUCACCAAAGAUAGUCCACCCGCGAUUAAGCUGGAGGAGCAUACAGAGCAGCAUGCAGGACAGAACGACCUCCGGGAUCACAUGAUAGCCACUGUGGGCCCGAACGGAGUGAAGGUGGAAGAAGACCGAGGACAGAAGGUGGAAGAAGACCGAGGACAGAAGGUGGAAGAAGACCGAGGACAGAAGGUGGAAGAAGACCGAGGACAGAAGGUGGAAGAAGACCGAGGACAGAAGGUGGAAGAAGACCGAGGACAGAAGGUGGAAGAAGACCGAGGACAGAAGGUGGAAGAAGACCGAGGACAGAAGGUGGAAGAAGACCGAGGACAGUGUGAGGAGAGGUCUACUCAUAAUUUAAAUGGAGGGAUAAAAAAAGAGAUGGAAAUGGAAACUGAGUACACAGUCCUGAGCUCACCAAAUGAACCUAAGCCACCCACUGAGUCACCCAAUCAGAUGUCAACACUGACAGGGCCAGUGUCUAUCCCAUUACCCUCAGCUUUGUCCACCAAUGACGAAGUGGAGCAGAAGGCAGCGAGCCAACCGGAGAGCUCAAAAUCUGCACCAGUGGACCUCCCAGUGAAACCAAUAAGGAAGCAGGGUUUUCACAACCCCAACAGAUUCAGCAGAGAGCCAUUGUACAGAGUGAUCAAAAACCAGCCUCCCCCAGUCCUGUCCAUCAACUUGGACCACAACCCGUUUAAAUGCAGCGCUGUGGGUUGCACCAAGUCGUUCCGCAAGGCCAAGCUGCUUCACUACCACAUGAAGUACUACCACGGAGAGGACCAGCAGCUAGAGGAUGACCUCAGCCCCACCAGGAGCGUCCAGACCCAGGCCUCAGAGAAGCACCCCUUCCCUACCAUUCUGGAGAGUCCUAAGAGGAGACGCACCAUCUCUGCCUCAAUGCACUCCACUGUGCACAGUCCUAUCAGAACUCCCCCGUCUCCACGUAGUGAGGCAAAGACAAUGAGCAGACGCAGGUCAGUGCCACCUGCUGUCAGCACAGAGCCAACGCAGAGCCAGCAGCAGAGGGCACUGCUGAGGGAGAAGAGCAAAGAGAACCAGCUGGACAGGAAUGGCCAGAGACCGGUGGUGACAGAGACGUUUAUGAGCAGUGGCAUGGACUUAGGAUUGGUGAAAGAACGAGACCGGCUGAAGGAUAAGAAACAAACGGACUUCCUUCGCGUUAAAGUGAAGAAAAAGAAGAAGAAAAAGAAGGCCAAGUCUGAUGAGGAUAGCAUCAGUGAUUGGUCAACUGACAGCUGUGAGUGGAGUGAUGAUGAGCAGGGGGCGGAGCUGGACGUCACUACUCCACCCCUGAAUCUGGGCUCUGUUGCCAUGGAGACGGGCGCUCAGGAGAUUGUGCGUUGUGUCUGUGAGGUGGAAGAGGAAAAUGAUUUCAUGAUACAGUGUGAGGAGUGUCUGUGCUGGCAGCAUGGCACCUGCAUGGGCCUCCUGGAGGAGAACGUCCCUGACAAAUACGCUUGCUACGUCUGCCGAGACCCACCAGGUCAGAGGCAGAGCCUGCGGUACUGGUAUGACCGUGAUUGGCUGAGCAGGGGUCACAUGUACGGUCUGUCCUUCCUGGAUGAAAACUACUCCCACCAGAAUGCAAAGAAGAUUGCAGCAACACACCAGCUACUAGGAGACGUCCACCAUGUGGUGGAGGUGCUCAAUGGCCUGCAGCUCAAGAUGAGCAUCCUACAUACCCAAACCCACCCGGACUUGCGGCUGUGGUGCCAGCCCUGGAAGCGGGCAGAGAGGCCCUGGAGGAGAGACGGCUCGGGGACGGGCACUGACGCAGCACCGUCUCCAGCGCCAACAGACGAGGGCUCAGAGAGGGACCACAAGAGUCUUGCACGUGGGGGAGCAGAAGCUCUGAUGUCAGCCGCCAUGGAGAAGCUCAGUCGAGCCUCCUCUUCCGCCUUCUCGCCAUACCAGUCGUUCCAGGACUCGUACAUUAUGAGUGAGCACUGCUACCAGAAGCCGCGGGCGUACUACCCUGCGGUGGAGCAGAGGCUGGUUGUGGAGACCACACGGAGGGGCUCUGAGCUGGAGGACAGCCUGAGGAGUACUGAGGACCUCCUGGAGAGAGAGCAGCGCUAUGGAGGCAUGCUAGAGACAGCCAGGCCCAAAGCCCACACACACCUGAACACUCACACCAAGUGCUCAGAUGUUGGUCGCUGGGGCCAGGCCGAGGUGAAGAUGGAGGGAGGGGACGGAGACGGCAGUAGCCAGCAGCACCAGUGGCAGAUCAACCUGCUGGAUCACAUAGAUGCCGUACAGGAAGAGGUCACUCACAGGAUGGACUUCAUUGAGAGGGAGCUGGAUGUGUUGGAGAGUUGGCUGGACUACACAGGGGAGCUGGAGCCCCCAGAGCCUCUGGCUCGCCUGCCUCAGCUUAAACACAGCAUGAAGCUGCUGCUAACAGAGCUGGCUAAGGUGCAGCAGAUUGCCCUGUGCUGCUCCACAUGAGGGUGCCAGUGAGCAGUGUGACAUCCAUAUUCACAGACCAACACAGCACUCCCAAGAGACAAUGCAGUGGAGAGCAGCCACUCACAGGUCUAUCUAUGGCAUAUGGGGGUUGGACUGAGGAGAAAUGACCAGAUAAUUAAAUGCAAAUGCACUUUCAGUAUACUGCAGACUAGUGGGAGCAUUUCAUGGCAUGGGGUAAAAUGCUUGAGGAUGACAGUUGGUGUUCCUCUGUAAAGCCUCUAGUCUGUACAGGGAAAAGCCCACAUAAUGGAAAUGUGCUGUAUCGUGGUCAUUGCAGUAGGUAAUGGAUGGAGUCAAUACAAGAGAGAACAAACGGGGACAGUUUAUGAUCGGAUGGGUUUUGUUGGUGCAAACCUGCAUCAUAUUAAUGCCUUGGUCUGAGGUUUUGUUUGAAGCUUACUGUCAUGCACUCCACAAAUUGAUGAGCUGUACUAUGUAUUCAAAGAUCUCACCUGAACUUCUGAUAGGCACACUGUCAAUAUUCAAAAUGACAGCUUUUGGAAACACUGUCCUUGGAGCCAUAUUUUGCAACUAUUUUUCCUGUCUGAAUAUUGUAAAGUACUUAGUCAAUGAUAAUCCAAUUUGUAAGUCGCUCUGGAUAAGAGCGUCUGCUAAAUGACUUAAAUGUAAAUGUAAAAUAAUCUCGCAUAAUUAUUAAGCUUAUGUUUGCUGAUCAUGUGGAUUGUUUUACAGAGCACAACCUUAAUAAGGUUAUAAAUAGGGUGUGACAAUACAAACUAUAUUCUUAUAAUGGUACUGUAUAGAUAAGAUGAAUCUUUCAGAUUUUACGUAGUGACUUUUUACUUGGUCUGUAUUAUAGACACUGGAGGGACAGUACACAGUUUGAUGACGAGUGACGUUUCUGGAUUUUUGUUUUAAUAUUGUUUAAAUGUGGUUUCUUUCCAACGCUAAUGUCACUUGUAUUUUGUUGGAUUCCGUGCUUCUUCUCUUCUAUGCUAUUCACUGUCGUCUCGCGAGUUCCUGCCCUACUACUUUGCAGAUGCAUGCCAGAUCUUAGAAUGCCUGCAAUAGGUGUAACAUUUUAGCCAACCACCUCGUAUGAUAUAGCAAUCUGGUGCCCGACUGCAGUCUGACGUGGCACACAGCCAUUGGUAGAUGCAAUGCAACGCCUGCCCUGCACAUCUAGUCGUGCAGGAACUCGACCUUUAACUUUUCUUCACUGUAGCUUUUGGCUUACUGCAAAUGUGUGUGGAGAUGUCUGCUACAACCUCAGCAACUUGUGUUCUUUUCCCAGUGGAAGACUUGUAACAGAUCCACGAUUUUCCUUUUCUUGUAUCGUUUUAUCUGUACUGUUUAUUUGCAAUAUUUUGUAUUUCUUGUGUAAAUACAUCUGAAUGUUUCCUGG
Molecule: messenger RNA, 5576 nt
Organism: Oncorhynchus gorbuscha (pink salmon)
Lineage: Eukaryota; Metazoa; Chordata; Actinopteri; Salmoniformes; Salmonidae
Product: PHD finger protein 20-like
Exons: 16
Coding region: 1031-4189 (1052 amino acids)
Biological process (GO): regulation of transcription by RNA polymerase II
Cellular component (GO): NSL complex; MLL1 complex; nucleus
Source: RefSeq, a predicted model, not a curated record